Molecule: messenger RNA, 5347 nt
Organism: Caretta caretta (loggerhead turtle)
Lineage: Eukaryota; Metazoa; Chordata; Testudines; Cheloniidae
Gene: FGD1
Product: FYVE, RhoGEF and PH domain containing 1
Biological process (GO): filopodium assembly; cytoskeleton organization
Cellular component (GO): cytoplasm
Molecular function (GO): guanyl-nucleotide exchange factor activity; metal ion binding
Source: RefSeq, a predicted model, not a curated record
CAUUCCCCAGCCGCUCCACCCCAGAGGUGGUCGGGGGAGCUGUCCCGCCACAGCCACCCGUGAGUUAACAGUAGAUGGUUGGCAGGGGGAAACAGGGUGAUCCCGCUGCUGGACUGUACUUGUCUCAGGAGCUGCGAUCCCUCACCCGCAGGGAACAGCUCUUGGCCCCAGGCCCAGGGCAUCAGGCAAACGCACUAAAGGGCUGUUUGUACACAGACGGGGUUGGCCCACUUUGUGUAGACGCUGUUAUCUAGUGGUUAGAGCAGGGGGCUGGGAGCCAGGACUCCUGGGUUCUCUCCCUGGCGCUGGGAUGGCUGGUCGGUCGCAUGGCGCUGGGGCUGAGCCGGCAGCCGGGGGUUGAAGCACCUCCAGGAGUUCAGGAAAUAACCGGGAUUCCAGAGCCCAGCUGGGAUUUCAUUCAAAGGCCCCGAUCCAGGCAGCUCCCGCUUCCCUUUAACUGCAAGAGAAACGGCUCCUCUUGUUAGCACCAGCCCCUCUGCUGAGUCACAGGGCUCCUGGGUUCUCUCCCCAGCUGUGGGAGGGGAGUGGGGGCUAGUGGUUAGAGCAGAGGGGGCUGGGAGCCAGGACUCCUGGGUUCUCUCCCCAGCUCCCGCUCACUCCAAUCCCCUCCCCUCCGUAUAACAGGCCAGGCGGGUGAGCCAGCAAUGCUCCGGCAGCUGGCGACUCGGGGCCGGGAAGCCUUUGACGGGGCCCGCCAGGCCCGAGCCAUGGCGAAGACAAGUCUGGCAUGUCUGUAAUCAAUGGGCGUUCCCCGCCGCGUGUGGUUCCUUUCCAGCGCCUGGCUCUGCGCCUUUAAAUCCUCCCCCCAUUGUUCCCAUCUGCUGUGGUUUGAAGCAUAUUAUCCCAGAGCAGGAGGAAUUUCCCCCCCCUACCAUGUGCAAGCAGGGAAAGAAGCCGUGGGCUGGAUUUAGCAGCAGAUUUCAGAGGUUUCCCCCCCUCUCCUUGGGAGAAAAAUCCCUGGCCUCCCAGAGGUGGAUUUCCCUGCUUAAAAUAGCCAGCCAGCCUGAUUUCGAAGAAAGGCAGUGAACAUCCAAGUUGGCUCUUUUGUUUGGCAGUAACCCCUCGGGAACGCCGGCUCUGCUCCACAAGGACUCGAAGCUGGCGCUGGCUUGGAGCUUACGCAGCUAGAAACACGAGCUGACAUCUGGUUUGAAACCAGCAAAUUGGAAUUUACAACUGGUCUGGAACUUAGGAAACGAGGAAUCGGAGUUUACAACGGGUUUGAACCCAAGAAAUCCCAGUUGACAAGUGGUCUGAACCCGAGCCGUCCGCGGUUGCCACUAGUUUGUAAUUGGCGAAGCGAGACUUGGGAGUUUACAGCCCGGCAGAAGGGCCUCACAAGGCAAGAAAUCACAACUGGUUUGAAACGUAGGACACCAGAAAUCGGCGUUCGCAGCUGGCUGGAAGCGCUCAAAGCUGAAAACGGGAGUUUACAACUGAUUUUAAAUGUCCGAAGCCAGAAUUGGGAGUUGCCAGCCGGUUUGGAUCUUCCUUCCAAGCAGCGGGAAAUAAAUCCGAACCUGACUACAAAAAGCCGUGAAGCUGGGCUCCCAAUGAGCGAACCCUCCCUGGAGGAGAUGGGUGGGUACAACUGAUGUGAAACCUCGAAGGAGCAGAGCUGGGACCUCGCGGCUGAGGGAGAAUUUCCGAGCCAGGAAUCGGCAGCCCCACGCGCUGUGGCGGGGGAGAAGAACUCGCUCCCCGGGGCAAUGAGCGAGACCCUCGUGGGGAGUUGGGGGAUUGACUAAAGACGACUCGGACAUUGCAUCUGGCUGGGGACGGUUUCCAGCACGGCCCACGCGAAAGCAGCGCUUGGCAACCGAGGAAAACCUCCCGGGAGCGAAGAGGUCGGGGUUUGGCAAGGCCAGAGCUGGGGAAGUGGCUGCCUUUUGCCACGGCUGCAGAGCGGACCCCUUGCCCGGAGGAACCCCUGGACUUUUUUGCCGAGGGCCGUCCGAGGCCUUGCUGCGUGGCCGAGCCUGCGUGGAUGGAAAUCCCACGUGGGCUGGGUGUUUUCCCCCUGUCCUCGCUCCGGGUUCGUGGGCGGAGAAGGGGGUAGCGGAUUUUGCAGCAAGCCAGCGGCGCGUGGGGCCCAAGUGAGCCAGCCCCCCCCCCAUCCCAGCCUUGGAGAAAACAGACCCCCUCCCUUCCCCAUGCCUCCAGCCCCACGCUGACGGGGGAGCAGGCGCCCGCGCCCCCCCGGCGAAGGAGACCCACCCUCUGCUCUCUUGCCAGCCUUCGGGUUGGGAUCGGACACCCCUGGCUGAGGAUGUGGCCCGAGAUCCCCGGGGCUCGGGGGGGCCUGGGACCGGAGCUGGGGGGGGAUUGAGCCCCGGAGGGAGGGGUGCAGACAUGCAGAGGGCCAGUAUGGUCGGGAUCCCCAGCCUGGACCGAGCCGGAUCCUUCUCCCAGCAGUGCAAGGCCAUGCGGUUCUCCUAUCACCUGGAGAGCGGGGCUGGCGGGCACCGAGCCGGCCCCCCGGGCCAGGGCUCCCGGCUGCUGGUGAAGAGUCUGUCCCUGGAACCGCGAAGCGAACCCUGGCGUCCGGAGAGCGCCCAGCGCCUCCGCUCAGACCCCGGGCCCCACAGCGACGGGGGGGAGCCCCACCCCGCCCUGCCCAGGAGGGCCCUGGGCCCCAAACCACAGGUCCCUCCCAAACCAGGUCAUCUCCAGAGCACCCAUCCCCCGUGGCCCCCGGCCCCCAUCCCCCCGCCCCCCUCACGCCCCCUCCCAGCCAACCCCCGCCUGGGCCCCCGGAGCCCCCCGACGCUGCACCCCGAGGCUCAGGAUGGAGCUGUCUCCACAGACGUCUUGACCCUCAUCGAGAAGUUUGAGAGGGACCCUGUAAUCCUGACCCUGGAGCAGCCGUCCCCCACCCCCAGCUCGGACCCCCCGAGCCCUGGGGAGGCCGAUGUAACCCCCAAGUCGCUGGCUCUCCUGGGUCUGCCGGCGGGGGAGGACUCAGGGCCAGCCGGGCAGGGGGACCAGGCCCCCUGCCUGCCCCCCCCGGCCCCCAGCGGGAAACUGGCCAACCGGGACAGUGGCUUCGACAGCAUCAGCUCCCCGUCCCCCAGCGAGGAGCUGGGCUUUGGGGGGGACGAGGGGCCCGUGGGGGAGGGCGACGGGGGGGGCAGCCCGGGGUCCCCCCCCUGCCCAGACUCCGAGGUGGACAGCGACCUGGACGAGGGGAGUGGGGACGACGGGGGGCCGGCGCCAGGCACGGUGCCCCCCCAGGCCGAGAGACCGAACGCGCCGGAGCUCACAGCCCCCCAAAAAACCUUCCACAUCGCCAAUGAGCUGCUGCAGACAGAGAAGGCUUACGUCGCCCGGCUGCACCUGCUGGAUCAGGUGUUCUGUGCCCGUCUCCUGGAGGAAGCCCGCAGCAGAAGCUCUUUCCCCGGCGACGUGGUGAUGGGGAUUUUCUCCAACAUUUGUUCCAUCUACUGUUUCCAUCAGCAGUUCCUGCUGCCGGAGCUGGAGAAGCGCAUGCAGGAAUGGGACAGGUACCCCCGCAUAGGGGACAUACUGCAGAAGCUGGCUCCAUUUCUCAAGAUGUACGGGGAGUACGUCAAGAACUUUGACCGGGCCAUGGAGCUCGUCAACACCUGGAUGGAGCGAUCCGCCCACUUCAAGCUGAUCGUCCACCAGAUCCAGAUGGAGGAGGCCUGCGGGAAUCUCACCCUGCAGCAGCACAUGCUGGAGCCCGUCCAGAGGAUCCCCCGGUACCAGCUGCUGCUGAAGGGUUACCUGCAGCGCCUGCCCCCCGGCGCCCCCGACAGCCGGGAUGCAGAGAAGUCCCUGCAGCUGAUCGCGACGGCAGCCGAGCAUUCGAAUGCCGCCAUCCGCAAAAUGGAACGGAUGCAUUCCUUGCUGAAGGUGUACGAGCUGCUGGGCGGGGAGGAGGACAUCGUUAGCCCCACUAACGAGCUCAUUAAGGAAGGCCACAUCCUCAAGCUGUCGGCCAAGAACGGGACCACACAGGACCGGUACCUGAUCCUGUUCAACGACCGGCUGCUCUGCUGCGUCCCCAAACUGCGCCUCCUCGGCCAGAAAUUCGGGGUCCGGGCCCGGAUCGACGUGGAGGGGAUGGAGGUGAAGGAGUCGAGUGGCGUCAACCUGCCCCGGACCUUCCUGGUGUCAGGGAAGCAGCGUUCGCUGGAGCUGCAGGCGAGGACGGAGGAAGAGAAACGCGACUGGAUCCAGGCGAUUCGGGCCACGAUCCUGAAGCUGGAGCAGAUUCCGGUGGGAGCUGCCCCCCGGGAAGAGGAGGAGCCCUGGGCUGGAUCGCUGGGCCGGGAGCUGGGCCGCCGGGAGCUGGGCCGCCGGGCGCCGACGCCGAUCCGGGAGAACGAGGUGACGCUCUGCAUGCAGUGCCAGGAGCCCUUCGCCGCCCUCACCAAACGCCGACACCACUGCCGGGCCUGCGGCCGCGUGGUCUGCGGGAAAUGCUCCGAGUUCCGGGCCCGGCUGCUUUACGACAACAACCGGCCCAACCGGGUCUGUGGGGGCUGCUUUGCCGCGCUGCACGGCCCCCCCGGGCCCCCCGGCCCCCCCCCGCGUCGCCGCUCCAUCCUCGAGCAGGCGUCGGAGGCGGCCGAGCGCAGCGUUGUCUGCAGCUCCCUGCACUACAUGGAGCCGGGCGCCAAGGCCUGGCACAAAGGCUGGUUCGUCGUUCCGGAGAGCGAGCCCCUGGUGCUGUACGUCUAUGGGGCCCCCCAGGACGUGAAGGCCCAGCGCAGCCUCCCGCUGAUCGGCUUCGAGGUGACGGCCCCGGACGCGGGGGUGCGGCUCGAGCGGCGUCACUCGUUCGCCAUCCGCCAGAGCCAGCUUUGCUGGCAGUUCAGUGCGGAGUCGGAGGGGCUGCAGCGGCGCUGGAUGGAAGCCCUGAGCCGGGCCGGGCGGGGGGAGCCGGCAGCCCCCCCCGGGCCCGUCCCCGAGGCCGAGGGGCUGGACUGGACCCGACCCCCCCCAGCAAACGAUACUUGAACUGUCCUCAGGCACUUUGAACUCACCUCCCUGCACAAGGGCAGGCCUAGCUGUUAACCCCCCCCUUUGUUCAGCUGCCAGCUGCCCCCCCGCGGGAUCGACAGGCCGGCUCACGCGGCGCUCGCCAGGGACAGACGCUCGCUUCGCAGACCGCCGUUUUAUUGUUGCCGACGUGCAGUGGCUGGCCACUAGGGGGCAGCCUCCCAUCCACGGGGGCACCCCAACUCUCUCCCUCCCGCCAGGAGAUGGGGGGGCACCCGGAUUUUCUAGAGUUCGUGGGAGCCGGGCAUUGUUGUUAAAGCUCCAUCAGCCGAUUUCUUAAUAAAGGUUUUGUUUUGUU